Molecule: messenger RNA, 3914 nt
Organism: Closterium sp. NIES-67
Lineage: Eukaryota; Viridiplantae; Streptophyta; Zygnematophyceae; Desmidiales; Closteriaceae
Source: the annotation of a GenBank genome assembly
ACCAUCCCAUCCCACUUCUCUCCGCAUCCACCGGCGAGGGGGCACCUUACCCCCCCGUCUCUCUGCCGUACCGCUCCGUCCUCACGCGCUCUUCUCCCCACGCUCCCUUGACCCCCGAUUUUAUCCGAUCCGCCGUAUCCGAACCAGCUUUGCCCAUUCACCAUGAGGCGCUGCAUUGUGCGGCUCGAGCCGCAUCUCCGCCGUCAGAUCGGCCAGCCGGUCUUCACGACGCCAUCUCCGCGGCUCGUCAGCAGCCCUGCCAAUCCUUUCGCUCUUCCUCUUUCCCUCACCCACCGCUCCGUUUCCGAACCGCCCUCCGCAGCUUUUACCAGCGCCGCCUUACCCCCCAGUGGCGCCGCGGGUAGCGGUGGCGGAAAUGGCGGCGGCAGCGACGGCGACGGUGGCUUGGGUGGGGGUGCCGCCGGGCGCGGCUUCCCAGGUCGCGGGAGAGGCGGAGGAGAGGCGGGGGGCAUGUGGGGGAGGGGGAGAGGCAGCGCGGGAAGGGGAGUUGGCGGAGCCCCUUCUGCCCCCGGCUACGCGCGGUCGUGGGGGGCACCAGGCGCGCCCGGGAUCCCCGGCCCGGGUCGGUUUCCCCCGGGCGCGCCGAUCAGUCGGCCCUCCGCGGCUUUCCCCGCCCAUUCUCCCCCGCAGCAGCAACUCGAGGCGCAGGACGCAGUUGGCGCUCCCCCUCCUACCCCUCCCCCUCCCUCGCCUCCCCCCGCUCCCCCCGCGGGCGGCACCCCCAUAGGCCUGUCCCCCGCCGCGCUAUCCCGCAUGCUCGUCGCGUACGAGCGCGCAGGGAGGGAUGCUGACGUGGCACGCGUCCUCGCCGACUCGCGAGCUGGCGGCGUCCCAUUGGACAGCGCCGCGCGCGAGGCGGCGAUUCGGAGCGUCGCGCGCAGGCGGGACUUGGAUGAGGUGGAUCGGAUGGUGGGCGAGGCGCGGGCGGCGGGGUUUUUCUUAUCUGCGCCGACGUGGAACGGGCUGGUUGAGAUGUAUGCUGAGGUGGGCGAUAUCGAGAGGAUGGAAGAUGCGGCGAACCACGCCUCUAGGGCCGCUGCUGCUGCUGGCGCUGCUGCUGACGCCACUAUAGCUCCUCCCCCCCCCGCCGCUGCUCCCCCAGCGCCUCUCCCGCCCCCUGCUGUUGUUGCAACCGCUGGCGGCACGGGCGGUGACAGCGGUGCAGGUGGCAUGGGUGGCAGCAUGGGUGGCGGCAGCAGCAGUGAGCAGCUGAGUGCGAGGGAGAGAGAGGAGAUGCGCGUGAGGAUGAAGCUCCGACGAAAGGCUGCUGGCGCCGACUCUGACUCUGAAGCUGCCCUUGCUGCGUCGCAGCCAGCGUCUGCGUCAGAGACAGCUUCUCCCACUGCUGCGCCCAUUGAUGCUGCCGCCCCUCCUGCUGCUGCUGCUGAUGCUGCUGAUGCUCCACUCCCCCCACCCCCUGCUGCUGCUGCGGCUACCUCAUCUCCCCCACCUCCGCCCUUUACUCCCCCGCCCCCACCUUACACUCCCCCAACCGCGGCAUUCACACCCCCCCACACCCCCGACCGCCCCCCUUCCCCUCGCCUCCACACGCGCCCUCCUCCCUUCACCCAGCAGCCUCCCCUGCCAGUGCCAUCCCGCCCCGCACCUCGCUCGCAGCCUCGGGCAUCCACCGAAUCUGCCAGCUCGGUAGCUCCCGCUGCAGCUGACGUGGCAGCUGCUGACGUGGGGGUCUCUCUUGACGAUGCUGCGAAGUCGGAGGCGCGGGAGCAGGUGCCCUUCAAACGGUCCCUCCAGGAGAGCCGCUUCCACCGCUUCUUCCGGGCCCUUCCCGACCAGCAGCAGCAGCAGCAGCAGCAGCAGCAGCAGCAAGAGAGGGGGGCCGAAGGGAUUGCAGUAGAUGCAUCUGGUGCUGGCGGUAGUGGCGCGGGCGCUGCUGCUGCUCCGGCGUCAGGCUUGGGCCGAGGCAGUCUGAUGCAGGGAGGGCGCGGGGCAGGUAUGGUAAGGCCGGGCCUGGGAGGUCCGGCAGCAGGUGCGGGUAGAGGAGGGGGCAGGAUGGAUAGGCGUGUGGAGGAGUGGAGGGGCGGCGAGAGGGAGAGGGAGAGGGAGAUGGAAAGGGGAAGGGGUGAAGGGGGGAGAGACGAGAGGAAGGAAGGACAGGCGGCAGUGGGAGGGGAGGAGGCAGGUAAGGGCGCGGCUGAAUUCGCCCCAGAGACCCCCCCUCCCCCGGCCUUAUCCCGAGAGGAGGCCACUGAGCGUGCGCUGGGCAUUCUCUCCGCGUCUAUGGCUAAGGCUCGGGAGCACACCCGAGCCUCGUCCCGCCGCGACGCCGUCAGCCAGUUCGCCACCGAGGCUCUCGGCUCGGUCAUGUCCCGCCGCAGGCUCGGCGCAGGUCCGGGAGGGGCAGGCCCGGGAGGCGCAGGUCCGGGAGGCUCCGAAGGUAGGAGAGGCGGAGAGGAGGGGAGGAGAGGAGGGCAGCGGAGGGGCCCGAGGGAGGGAGAGCAGAGGAGGGGAGGGAGGGAGGGAGCGCAGAGGGGAGGGGGGAUGGGGCUUGGCCUUGUGAUGGACCGAGGGGCGGACGGGCAGCAGGCGGUGCAGCGGGCGCGGGGCGGUGGGGGAGGGGGGAGGAGAGACACGCGGGGCGGCAAGGGCGUUACUAGGGAGGGCGUGGUGCAGCGGUUCAUAGAGGAUGCGGUGCUGAGCGGUGAGGAGGAGCGCCAGGUGGGCGAGUUCCUUGACUUCCUGGAAGCAGCUGAGGUGGCCAACUCCGCUCUGCACCAGCGGUUCAUGGUGGACUUUGAGCCCGAGUACCUGACUGACGACUUCGCCUCCAACCCCGUGCUCGAGCUAGAGGGGCAGGAGGCCCCCGCGGUGCCGUCACUAGAGGAGAUGAUGGUGGAGGCGAAGAGGGAGCUCAUGGCGCUCACUGGCAUGCAGACGGAGGAGGAGUUCCAGGCCGCCCUGCAGGACUGCCUGUCUCGAGCCGAUCAACUCGAGUCCCUUGUCGCGCUCUACGCGGGCCCGCAGCAGAUGACAGCGCUGCAGGAGAACAAAGUGCUGCAGGAAGCUGCUGAGAAGCUGCCGACUGGCGUGUCACCCCAGGCUGUGGCGUUCACCAAACGCGCACUGCUCACCCUGCAGAACAAUCCAUCGUGGACGUUUGGGCAGAAGCAGCAGAUGAUCAGCAGCAUUGUGAGGGGGUUCUCAGCAUUGCCUUGAUGGGAGGUCGGCAGGAUGAGGGGUUGGCAGGAUGGGAGGGUUGCUUUGAGGCUGCUGGUCAGAAGCAGCAGAUGAUCAGCAGCAUUGUGAGGGGGUUCUCAGCAUCGGCUUGAUGGGACGGCGGCAUGAUGAGAGGGCUUCUGAGGGGCUACUUGGCGCGAGCAGCAGAUGGUGAGCUGCAUUGUGAGGGGGUUUCUUCAUCAGUCUAGUGAGAAGCCGGCUGAAUGCACUGGGUGGAGGAGGAGGGUCAGAUGGAAUCAGUGCAGUUUCCACCCGUGCAAUUCAUGCUCCGGAAGAGAGUUUCUGAGUACCAAGUUCCCACCUGAACCGGAAAAGUCGUGGGGUAGUGCUAGCGAGGAAUGGUGGCUGAAGGAUGCCUGUGACUUGUGAUCAUGUAUGCAUUUGUUCGCCGUAUGCCGUUUUAUGGAACGUGUGAUGUGAAGUGGGGGCAAGAGGACACAGGUACCGGAGGCACGUGUAUGAGGAUGGCAGUCACUGCACUGCUCGUACAAAAAGUGGGAAUGGGUGCUGAGGAGGACCUCACCUCAACCAAGAGCCCAGAAUGGUGCAUCAGGAGCAGCCUCGCUCAGCUUGGUACUAGGCAACGGCUCAUUCGACCAGAUCUGAACCAAGCCGUGUUAAAACCCCACGGCAAAAUAGCAGAGGGGGGUCCCUCUUGAUGGUUGAGUGCAGGGCUGUCGUUAUCAGGGUAUUUU